Sardina pilchardus (European sardine) is the source of this 2370-nucleotide messenger RNA. RefSeq names its product serine/threonine-protein kinase DCLK1-like. Bases 103 to 2370 code for a protein of 755 amino acids. The transcript has 16 exons. Gene Ontology annotation, biological process: intracellular signal transduction; protein phosphorylation. NCBI's taxonomy places the organism in Eukaryota, Metazoa, Chordata, Actinopteri, Clupeiformes, Clupeidae. Gene Ontology annotation, molecular function: protein kinase activity; ATP binding. The record is from RefSeq and is a predicted model, not a curated record.
UGAAACCGAACUGCUGCAUGCCGCAACUGGAAUUAUCUUUGAGAAAGAAGCCCAUUAUAGCGCAUUGAGACCAUCAAAACGUUAUUUCAGCGCUAAGGCGACAUGGAGUUGGAACAUUUUGACGAACGGGACAAAGCGCAGAGGUACAACCGCGGGGGCUCCCGGGCAAACGGCCUGCCCAGUCCUACGCACAGCGCACAUUGUAGUCUGUACCGUACCCGCACCCUCCAAGCGCUGAGUUCAGAGAAGAAAGCUAAGAAGGUCCGCUUCUACCGCAAUGGGGACAAGUACUUCAAGGGAAUUGUGUAUGCCAUAUCCCAGGACCGAUUCAGGUCUUUCGAAGCCCUGCUAGCUGACCUCACACGCUCUUUAUCCGACAAUGUGAACUUGCCACAGGGGGUCCGCACAAUAUAUUCCAUUGAUGGGAUAGAGAAGAUCACCAGUAUGGAUCAGCUAGAGGAGGGUGAGAGCUACGUGUGUGGCUCCAUAGAGCCUUACAAGACGCUGGAGUACACGAAGAAUGUAAACCCCAACUGGUCGGUCAACGUGAAGACGGCCGUGGCUGCCCGCGCGCCCACUUCUCUGGCCAGUGCCAGCGCCAAGGCCAGCUCCCUGGAGGGCAGGGAGUCGCGCGACUACAUCCGGCCGAAGCUGGUGACUAUCAUCCGCAGCGGCGUGAAGCCGCGCAAGGCCGUGCGCAUCCUGCUGAACAAGAAGACGGCGCACUCCUUCGAGCAGGUGCUCACGGACAUCACGGAGGCGGUCAAGCUGGACUCGGGCGUGGUCAAGCGGCUCUACACCGUGGACGGGAAAAUGUUGACGUGCCUUCAAGAUUUCUUUGGCGAUGAUGACAUCUUCAUUGCCUGCGGGCCUGAGAAGUUCCGCUACCAGGAUGACUUCCUGCUGGAUGAGAGUGAGUGCCGUGUGGUGAAGUCCACAUCCUAUGGGCGCAUCUCGUCCAUGCAGGGUCGCUGCUCGCCCCGGAGCGCUGGGCCGUCGCGCAGGAGCAAGUCCCCCGCCUCCACUGGCUCAGCCAAUGGCACGGCAGGUAGUCAGCUGUCCACUCCGCGGUCAGGAAAGUCUCCUAGUCCUUCCCCUACCAGCCCCGCCAGCCUCAGAAGACGCCGGGGCUCCCAGCACAGUGGCUCAUCUCUCUCACUGGCCUCCACUAAGGUGUGCAGCUCCAUGGAUGACGGGGAUGGCCCCGGCACUGAGCUUGUCGAGGAGUACCCCCAGGUCCCCGCCACCAUCGCUGAGAGGUACAAAGUGGGCCGGACACUAGGGGACGGGAACUUUGCGGUGGUGCGCGAGUGUGUGGAGAGGUCCACGGGGAGAGAGUACGCCCUGAAGAUCAUCAACAAGAGCAAGUGCAGGGGGAAGGAACACAUGAUCCAGAAUGAGGUGGCCAUCCUGAGACGAGUGAAGCACCCCAACAUCGUUCUCCUCAUCGAGGAGAUGGACACCUACAGCGAGCUGUACCUCGUCAUGGAGUUGGUCAAGGGUGGAGAUCUUUUUGAUGCCAUCACAUCAUCCAAUAAGUACACGGAGAGAGAUGCCAGCGGCAUGCUGUACAACCUGGUCAGCGCCAUCAAAUACCUGCACACCCUCAACAUUGUGCACCGAGACAUCAAGCCAGAGAACCUGCUGGUAUAUGAGCACCUAGAUGGUAGCAAGUCCCUGAAGUUGGGAGACUUUGGUCUGGCUACAGUUGUGGAAGGACCUCUCUACACUGUGUGUGGGACUCCCACAUAUGUAGCACCAGAGAUCAUCGCUGAGACUGGCUAUGGUCUAAAAGUAGACAUCUGGGCGGCCGGCGUCAUCACAUACAUUCUCCUGUGUGGAUUUCCUCCUUUCCGAGGAAGCACAGAUGACCAGGAAGCUCUCUUUGACCAGAUUCUUAUGGGUCAGCUAGACUUCCCUCUGCCCUACUGGGACAACGUCUCAGACACAGCCAAGGAGUUGAUUGCCGCUAUGCUUCAAGUGGGAGUGGAGCAGCGGUACUCUGCUCUGCAGGUGCUCGACCACCCCUGGGUCAACGAUGAUGGCUUGUCAGAGAAUGACCACCAGUUGUCAGUGGCUGGCAAGAUCAAGAAGCACUUCAACACCGGCCCAAAGCCCGACAACACCACUGCAGGCGUGGCUGUUAUAACAACCACCGCUCUUGAUAAGGAGGGGCAGGUUUUCCGACGAAGACGCCACCAGGAUGUGAAGUCCCCAGCGCUGUCGAUCGCUCCGCCCCGGGCCCCCCAGCCCCGCCUCUCCCCUGCCCGCGUCCCCGCCAGCCUCUCCCCGGCCGAGUUCACCUCCGAGUCCGAGGACUACUCCCCCAGCUCCGCCGAGACCGUCCGCUCACCGACCUCGCCCUUCUAA